Molecule: messenger RNA, 258 nt
Organism: Amorphotheca resinae ATCC 22711
Lineage: Eukaryota; Fungi; Ascomycota; Leotiomycetes; Helotiales; Amorphothecaceae
Exons: 1
Coding region: 37-219 (60 amino acids)
Source: RefSeq, a predicted model, not a curated record
GUCUGAGAUCUGUCUGCCGAUAAGUCCGUGGUGGAGAUGGUGGUGCCCAUGGUGGUGUCCGUGCUCAAACUCUUUCUCGUCCUCGUACUUGUCUUUGUGAUGGUGCUUGUGCUUCUUGUGGUCAUGCUUGUGCUUCUUGUGGUCAUGCUUGUGUUUCUUGUGGCCAUGCUUCUUGUAGUCUUUGUAGAACUCUUCGCGUUCCCCGCCGUGGUGGCCUAGGUGGUGGUGGUGGCCCAGGUGAUGGCCCAGGCCAUGGCC